Molecule: messenger RNA, 1377 nt
Organism: Rosa chinensis
Lineage: Eukaryota; Viridiplantae; Streptophyta; Magnoliopsida; Rosales; Rosaceae
Product: aspartic proteinase nepenthesin-1
Exons: 1
Coding region: 1-1377 (458 amino acids)
Cellular component (GO): extracellular region
Source: RefSeq, a predicted model, not a curated record
AUGGCAGCAGCUUCCCAACCCGUUUUAAUCUUUUUCCUCAUUGCAGUCUCUGCGUUCCAUCAAACACUUUCGAAACCUAAUGGUUUCAGCCUCAAGCUCAUCCCCAGAGACUCCCCCCAGUCUCCUCUGUACCCAGGAAAUCUCACUACACUUGAACGAAUCGAAAGAUUGAUCGAGUUCUCCCGAGCCAGGGCUCGCUAUGUGGAACUAACUUCGUCUCCAAAUGCAACCAUCUUGUACCCCGAAAACAUACGUCUCACUUUGCUUCGUGAUAACUUCUUCUACACGGUGCAGGUAGGUGUUGGAACUCCAGCCACAGGAGUGUUCCUGCUUCUAGACACUGGCGGUGGCCUAAUCUGGACGCAGUGCCUACCUUGCUUAAAUUGCUAUCCGCAAAGAACUCCCAUGUUCGAUUCGAGUAAAUCCAGCACUUAUCAAAAGCUUCCUUGCAGCCACCCUUUUUGUCAAGGCGACCGUCCCCUCUACAUAUGUGUCAAUGAUGAGUGUGUCUACAACAUUAACUACGGUGGAGGGGCAUCCACUGCAGGCAUCGCUUCCAUGGAAACAUUCACAUUUCCAGUCGACACCGCCACUACUACUCGAAUUGGUCAAAUUGUUUUUGGAUGCUCAAAGUAUAGCGGAAACGUUCAAUUUGCAAAAGGUGGUGUCAUUUCAGGGGUCAUGGGAUUGAGCUUGUCUCCAGAUUCAUUGGCUUCACAGUUGUCUGAUGUGACACACAAACGUUUCUCAUAUUGCUUGGUACCUUUCACUCAAGCACAGCAGGCACCAAGUCUGGUAAGGUUUGGGGAUGAUAUUCCCCACCCAUCCUCGAAUAUUCAGACAACUCCUUUUGUACCAACACCCCGAUCCCAUUACUUUCAAUUAAAUUUGUUGGACAUAAGUGUCGGAUUUCGCAAGCUAGGGUUUCCCCCAGGUACCUUUACGGAGAGGCCAGAUGGUUCAGGCGGCUGCAUCGUUGACUCCGGUGCACUGAUACCUCAGAUCGAUCAAAAUGCCCAAGGCGGACGCAACGCCUACAGGCAGGUGAUGUCUGCGUUUCAGAGCUAUUAUAAUUCUUUCCAGCAGCUUACGAGGAUUGGUAAAGUGCCUCAAGGGUUUGCAUUGUGUUACAAGUAUCCUCAAGAUUUUAAUCAAUUUACCAGCAUGACAUAUCAUUUUGAGGAUGCGGAUUAUAUUGUGGAUCCGAAAUAUGUGAAUUUUUAUGAUCAGCAGGGAGGCUACUUUUGUGUUGCGUUGUUGCCUGGAAAUGGGAAGAGUAUACUUGGAGCCUGGCAUCAGCAAAAUAUGAGGGUGACGUACGAUGGCAACAUUAACUCACUCCAAUUCUCUGUUGAGACUUGUUCUUAUGAUGUUUAA